UUGAUCAGAACAAACAUGGCGUCGGUCAGCAGAGGUCUGAAGCGUCUUGUCUUCUUGCUGCUCAUCGAGGUUUCUUUCCCAGAAUGCACCGGGACUCCUGGAGGUCAGUCCUGCUUCUUCUGUUCUCACCAUCCGAGGUUCUCAGCAAAACGUCAGCCUGGAACCAGCAGUACAGGUGAGGUGUUCCUGGACGGACCUCAGGCUGACGUCUUCCUGCGUCGCAGCCGCCGGGCCAACUUCCUGCUGGAGGAACUGAGGCAGGGGAACCUGGAGCGAGAGUGCAUGGAGGAGAAAUGUUCCUAUGAGGAGGCCAAGGAGAUCUUUGCUUUGCCCCAACAGCUGGAGAACUUCUGGAGAACCUACACAGCGGCGGACGGCUGCCUGUCGUCUCCAUGUCAGAAUGGAGCCACCUGCACCCGCCACCUCAGCACCUACAUCUGCAAGUGUCCACUUGGUUUCCAUGGACACAAUUGUGACAAAGUCCGCCUGACCUCCAACGGCUGUCGCUAUAGAAACGGCGGCUGUGAACAUUUCUGCAGAGAGUUUCCAGAUCGUUCCCACCUCUGUUUCUGCGCUCCGGGAUACGGACUGGACCGGGACAACAGCACCUGUAGACCCCAAGAUCCUGUUGUCUGUGGAAGACCUCUGGUUCAUUUUGCCCCGAGGGUAGUUAACGGACAGAUCUGCCCCAAAGGACACUGCCCAUGGCAGGCUCUGCUGACGGAACACGACAGGUUCACCUGUGGAGCCAUCGUUCUAUCAGAUCAAUGGGUUCUAACGGCGGCGCACUGCGUUUGGCACAAACCUGUCGCCAUCUUCCACGUCACCGCAGGUGAACACGACCUGAAGGAGGACGAGAAGACGGAGCAGCAGCGGCGGGUUCUGAAGGUUCUGGUCCAUGGCGGCUACAACCACUCCAGCUCUGACAGCGACCUGGCGCUGCUAAAGCUGCACCGGCCGUUCAAACUGGGUCGCCACGUGGUUCCCGUCUGCCUCCCCGCCCGGAACAGCACCAUCAGCCGGACGCUGGCCACCGUCCGCCACUCCACCGUGUCGGGCUGGGGCCGCCUAGCCCAGCUGGGCCCGGCGGCCCGGUUCCUGCAGCGCCUGGUUCUGCCAAGGGUUCCUCUGCAGGAGUGCCGCCUCCACACCAAGCUCAACAUCACCAGGAACAUGCUCUGCGCUGGGCUGCGGAGCGGCGGCCAGGACGCCUGCGAGGGCGACAGCGGUGGCCCGCUGGUCACCCGCUACAAGAAGACCUGGUUCCUGACAGGCGUGGUCAGCUGGGGGAAGGGAUGCGCCAACGAGAACAUGUACGGCGUCUAUGCCAAGGUCGGAAACUUCCUGGGCUGGAUUGAGAACGUCAUGGCAACGGACUGAAACACCAGAAGAACCAAAGUUACUGUCCACCAAAGAUCCUGAUUAAACCGAGGUCCUCCUCCGAGUCUGUUCUCUGUUUGGUUCCACAAUGGAACUCAAGAUUCACUGAAAUUAUACCUUUAGAAUAGUUUGAUCUCAAAACUCAAUCUGAAACUCCUCUGUUGGAGGUUCAACAUUAAAGGAUCAAAAAAAGAAUCUAUCUAUCUAUCUAUCUAUCUAUCUAUCUAUCUAUCUAUCUAUCUAUCUAUCCAGGUGAGGGGGCGGGGCUUGUGUAUUUACAUCAGCGACUGUAACCUGAUUCUGGGGUUAUGUUCUGUGGCUCUUUGUUCUGAAAUGUUCUUCUGUUGACAGUAAACUUCUGGUUAUUCUCAGAA
Amphiprion ocellaris (clown anemonefish) is the source of this 1754-nucleotide messenger RNA. RefSeq names its product coagulation factor VII, like (gene f7l). Gene Ontology annotation, biological process: blood coagulation; proteolysis. The record is from RefSeq and is a predicted model, not a curated record. Gene Ontology annotation, cellular component: extracellular region. Gene Ontology annotation, molecular function: calcium ion binding; serine-type endopeptidase activity. The transcript has 8 exons. Lineage: Eukaryota; Metazoa; Chordata; Actinopteri; Pomacentridae. Bases 16 to 1380 code for a protein of 454 amino acids.